UCACAGAAAUGAAUUCAACACAUAUUCACAAAGAAAACAGCUGUUUUAAAGCUAUUCUUACUGUAUUUUUGAUCAAAUGCAGCUAAACCGAUGUCUUCGGGUCUUAUCUGCUCCGUCUUCAGGGAGUAUUAAUGGACGAGUGUUUCAGGUGUUACAGACACUGCUGUGUUUCAGAGUAAUGUUUGUGUAUAAAAACACUCUUCUGAGACUGAAGCAUUGCUGUGGAGACUCAAACACUCAGAUCUCCUGAGACUCAUUAAACAAAUCAUUACAAACACAAGUGACGAAGCUCAGGAUCAGAUCUGAAGUUCGCUGCUUGAGGAUGGCUGUGGAUUUCAGUGGAAGCUGGAAACUCUUUGAGCAGGAGAACGCAGAGGAGUUCCUCAGAGCCGUCUCCGCUCCAACGAUUUACAUCAAAAUGAUGAAUGAAGUCAAACCUCUGACCACCAUUCAGCAAAACGGAGAUGAGUUCAUCAUCUGUGUGAAAACUCCUCUGAGGAGCAACACAAACAUCUUCACCAUCGGCACUGAGAGCGAGUUCAACACCAUGGACGGGCAGAAGAUCAAGGCCACAGCUCGACUCAUCGACGGGAAGAUUGUGAUCGAAUCUGAGAAGUUCACACACGUGAGAGAGAUCCAGGGCGAGGAGAUGAUCGAGACGUUCUCUGCCGGAAGCGCUACUCUCAUCAGGAGGAGCAGACGAGUUUAAGAACUGAAGAAAUUUAAGCUUUUAC
Messenger RNA from Puntigrus tetrazona (Sumatra barb), 734 nucleotides. Its product is annotated as fatty acid-binding protein, liver-like. Lineage: Eukaryota; Metazoa; Chordata; Actinopteri; Cypriniformes; Cyprinidae. Gene Ontology annotation, biological process: fatty acid transport. The transcript has 4 exons. The record is from RefSeq and is a predicted model, not a curated record. Bases 323 to 709 code for a protein of 128 amino acids. Gene Ontology annotation, molecular function: fatty acid binding. Gene Ontology annotation, cellular component: nucleus; cytosol.